AUGUCUCGUUCUACCAUUAUCGCUAGCUUUGCUAGCUCCCUCCUCGUGGCUUCAGUAGCUGCUGAUCCCUGGCCCAAGAGAGGUUUGGCUGCCAAUGACGAUAUUCCCAUCUAUGAAUUCGGUGGUUCGUGGAACGGUUACAGUUCUGAGGUAAACUGGCAGUACAAUUGGGAUAGUACUACAAGCCAGAAGCAGACCUUUGCUGAAUAUGUCCCCAUGCUUUGGGGUACGUCAAGCGACCACACCACCCAGUGGUUUGACAAUGCCUGGUACUGGCUUGACAACGGUGGUUCAGGCCAUCUUCUCGCCUUCAAUGAGCCUGAGCAAUCGGGUCAAUCCAACCUCACUCCCCAGCAGGCCGCAGACGCUUAUAUAACGUACAUGGAGCCGUUCGCUGGCCAUGCUUCACUUGGUGCCCCUGCUGUCUCUAAUGACGGCUACGAAUGGUUGUCUGAGUUUCUACAAGCAUGCAGCGGCUGUACCAUUGACUUUGUCCCGAUUCACUGGUAUAACGACGCUAGUCUAGAAUCUGAUCUUGAGAACUGGGUCAACAGCAUCUGCUCCCUGACAGGCCGCCAAGUCUGGCUCACUGAGUUCCAAGCCCUAGGCUCGAUCGAUGAACAGAGCACCUUCUUGCGUUCGGCAAUCCCCUUCCUAGACGACAACGACUGCGUCUACCGAUAUGCAUACUUUGGAACUGCGGAUAACUCCGAGGUCCUUCUAGAGAAUGGUGGCCCUUCACUUUCGCCUUUGGGUGUACAGUACACUUUUAGCGCUUAUGGAAAUGGCGACGGCCCCAACUAA
Molecule: messenger RNA, 804 nt
Organism: Talaromyces amestolkiae
Lineage: Eukaryota; Fungi; Ascomycota; Eurotiomycetes; Eurotiales; Trichocomaceae
Exons: 2
Coding region: 1-804 (267 amino acids)
Biological process (GO): fungal-type cell wall polysaccharide metabolic process
Cellular component (GO): fungal-type cell wall
Source: RefSeq, a predicted model, not a curated record